Molecule: messenger RNA, 666 nt
Organism: Racocetra fulgida
Lineage: Eukaryota; Fungi; Glomeromycota; Glomeromycetes; Diversisporales; Gigasporaceae
Source: the annotation of a GenBank genome assembly
UGGACGAAUGACUUGCUUGAUAAGUUAGAUGAAUAUGGCAUAAAAGCUACAUUUUUUGUCAAUGGUCACAACGAAGACAUUUAUUGUAUCUACGAUUUCGCAGAAAUUUUACAAAGAGCUUAUUCUUCAGGUCACUUAAUCGCCCAUCACACGUGGUCUCACCCAUACUUGACAGGUGUCAAUGCUAAUGAAGUAAAAUACCAAAUAGAACAUUUAAAUGAAGCAUUUAAGAAAAUUCUCGGCGUUACACCAAAAUAUUUCCGGCCUCCGUACGGUGAUGGCAUUAAUAAUGCAAACGUAAGAUCAGCUAUGGUAGCAAACGGAAUGGAUAAAAUGGUAAUUUGGGAUGUGGAUACUGAGGAUGCUAUUGACGGAGUCUCAGAGUCAGAGAGUGAAGACAAUUAUUCUGAUGGGAUCAGUGAUCAACAACCCCAUGUUGUGUUAAGUCAUGAUAGGAUUCAGACUACAUGUGAGCAAUUGGCACCUUUUGAGAUUUCUCAAGCAAUUGACAAUGGGUAUCAGUUUGAUACAGUUGCAGGGUGUAAUGGAGAUUGGGACUCAAGUAAUUGGUAUAAUAUUGAUACCGGAUCAUUUGGCACGAGGGACAAAACUUGGACAUGUAAUGAUGCAGAUAUGCAUGAUUCGGAUAACACAUCACCUCGUUAA